Messenger RNA from Ostertagia ostertagi, 192 nucleotides. The record is from the annotation of a GenBank genome assembly. Lineage: Eukaryota; Metazoa; Nematoda; Chromadorea; Rhabditida; Trichostrongylidae.
AUGCCUCCAACGACGAUCUCACGAGAUGAAGUGCUCAAGUUUGAAACGAUUCUCCUAGAUGCUGAUGGUACCCUAUGGGAAGAGGACGCACCCAUUCCUGGUGCCGUAGGUUUUGUUUCUGCUCUCGAGAAGGCAGAAAGCAUGCAUUAUUGGUGGAGCAAUAUCCAACAGAUCGAUGGACGAAUAUUUGUC